AUGUCACAUCAUCCAUCGUAUACAAUGGCUGCGAUUUGUGCAACGGGGGGCAUUAUUGGUUAUGCAAAAGCCCGGUCAGUCCCUUCGAUUGUAGCAGGACUUGGUAUUGGAGCAGCAUAUGCUAUAUCUGGAUUCCGUAUUAAGGAAGGAAAGGAUUAUGGUCAGGAAGGUGCCCUAGCAACAUCAGUUAUCUUAGCUGGUUCAAUGUUGCCUCGUGCCAUUAAAGGCG
This is a messenger RNA of Paraglomus brasilianum, 229 nucleotides long. The record is from the annotation of a GenBank genome assembly. NCBI's taxonomy places the organism in Eukaryota, Fungi, Glomeromycota, Glomeromycetes, Paraglomerales, Paraglomeraceae.